Messenger RNA from Budorcas taxicolor (takin), 1293 nucleotides. RefSeq names its product zinc finger protein 404 (gene ZNF404). The record is from RefSeq and is a predicted model, not a curated record. Gene Ontology annotation, molecular function: DNA-binding transcription repressor activity, RNA polymerase II-specific. The coding region runs from base 3 to 1247 and encodes 414 amino acids. NCBI's taxonomy places the organism in Eukaryota, Metazoa, Chordata, Mammalia, Artiodactyla, Bovidae. The transcript is spliced from 2 exons. Gene Ontology annotation, biological process: negative regulation of transcription by RNA polymerase II.
UGAUGUUCCAAAAACAUAUAUCUCUUCCUCUGCAUCAGAGAAUUCACACUAAAGAGAAGUCAUAUGAAUGUAAGGGAUGUAGGAAGGGCUUUAGGAAAUAUUCACAUCUUACUGAAAAUCUGAAAGACCAUAGUGGUGUGAGACCCUAUGAAUGCAGAGAAUGUGGAAAGGCCUUCCUAGUUCUCCAGCAGCUUAUUCAACAUCAGAUAAUUCAUACUGGUGUGAAACCCUACAAAUGUAAGCAAUGUGGAAAGGCCUUUAGACGUCCUUCUCACCUUACUGAACAUCAGAACAUUCAUGUUGGUUUGAAACCCUACAAAUGUAAGGAAUGUGGGGAAACUUUUAGGUUGUACCGACAUAUGUGUCUCCAUCAGAAAAUUCAUCAUGGUGUGAAACCUUAUAUCUGUAAGGAAUGUGGAAAGGCCUUUGGUCAUCGUUCAAGUCUCUAUCAACACAAGAAAAUUCAUUCUGGUGAGAAACCAUAUAAAUGUAAACAGUGUGGAAAGGCCUUUGUUCGUGGCUAUCUACUUACUGAACAUCAGAGAAGUCACACUGGUGAAAAGCCUCAUGAAUGUAAGGAAUGUGGAAAGGCCUUUAGUAGGGCCUCAAGCCUUCUUAAACAUAAAAGGAUUCAUAGUAGUGAGAAACACUAUUAUUGUAAGGAAUGUGGGAAGGCCUUCUGUAGAGGCUCUCAACUUACACAACAUCAGAGAAUUCAUACUGGUGAGAAGCCCCAUGAAUGUAAAGAAUGCGGGAAGGCUUUUAAGCUCCGUUCUUACCUUAUUCAACAUCAGAUCAUUCACAGUGACUUGAAACCAUAUGAAUGUAAACAAUGUGGGAAAGCCUUCAGUCGUGUUGGAGACCUUAAAACACACAAGUCAAUUCAUGCUGGGGAGAAACCUUAUGAAUGUAAGGAAUGUGGAAAAACCUUUAGACUUAAUUCUCAACUAAUUUAUCAUCAGACAGUCCAUACUGGCUUGAAACCAUAUAUAUGUAAAGAAUGUAAAAAGGCCUUCCGUUCUAUAUCAGGUCUUUCUCAACAUAAGAGAAUUCAUACUGGUGAAAAACCUUAUGAAUGUAAGGAAUGUGGUAAGGCCUUUAAUCGUAGCGAGCGACUUAUUCAGCAUCAGAGAAUUCAUACUGGUGUGAAGCCACAUAAAUGUAAGGAAUGUGGGAAGGUCUUUACUCGUUGCUCUCAACUUACUCAACAUCAAAGACUUCACAUUGGCGAGAAACUCUUAAUGUAAUGAAAGUCAGAAAGCCUUUAGCCUUGGCACAUCCUUUAAUAUUAUC